AUGAAAAACUCCAGUCACAGUGAUAGUGAAGAGGGCCGAACGGGGAACAACCGUCAGACGUCUUUGAGGAACGGCGGCAGUCGACCACCGAUCAGCACACCGGACGACAAGACGAUGACGACGAUCGGCACGGCGCAAAGCUACCAGGAUCCAUCAGCGAACAUCGCCAUGACCAACAGCGGAGUGUGGUCGUGGUUGUCGCGACGUUCGACGCCGCAGACGCAGCUGAACGCGCCCACGACGCCGGCCGAAAAUCAUUACACCCACAUGGAGGAGAACUACAAUGGGGUCGGGGAAGCGCUGUACGCGGAGCUGGACAGGGAGUCGACGGCCGACAGUCCGGCUUACCAGAAUUCCGCGUACACGGAUCCGGACGCUCCGGUUUCCAGCGCACCGAGCAGCGCUUACUACUCGGACCUCUCCGUGACCACGGUUCCUGAGAGAGCGUACGAGGUGGUCGGCCUCUCCACGCUACCCGUCUGGGAGAACAACGGUGAUGCGGCCCGUAGGACUGUGCCUCCAAGGCUCGCCUCCAUCAGUGAAACCGUCAGUGUUCCCUCGGACUACGUGUAAUUGUGUGAUUCCCUUCCAGCACUCUGUACAGAAUGUAUAAUUAUAUAGUUAUUAUAUGAGAUAACUUAAAACAUAAUCUUAACACAUUACGGUCCAUCAUAUUUGCAUAGUUUAACACCACAACUAAUUACUGCAACACUAAUACUCCUUUAACUCUUCAUGUUUAUAAUACCCAGUGCAUUUCGUAGAAAUACACAAGUUACUUCCCACAUGUAGUGUAUCAAAAUAGACUUUUACACGACCGAUAAUGUGUUAAUAAAAUGUAAAACAUGAGGAAAAAAUGUCAAUUAGACUAGAAAAAGUUGCAUGAAUGUGUACAUACGUAUUAUAUUGAUUUAUCUUGCCCCUGUAAAUUGUAUAGUGAUGCAGCAGAUUGUAUAUAAUUUAUAAAAAAUAAAAUAUUUUCUUUUCGAGCGGGCAAAGAUUUGGGGCUUUGUUUUGUUUAUUUUUG
This is a messenger RNA of Nicrophorus vespilloides, 1024 nucleotides long. RefSeq lists its product as uncharacterized. Lineage: Eukaryota; Metazoa; Arthropoda; Insecta; Coleoptera; Silphidae. Bases 1 to 573 code for a protein of 190 amino acids. The transcript is spliced from 2 exons. The record is from RefSeq and is a predicted model, not a curated record.